UUUCUUCGUAGCAAACUCAUCCGUUUAGCGAGGGAUCUAGUUCCUGCCUACUAGCUAGUGGGAAACUAACCAGGAAAGGCCAAGAGAUCAUUCCAUGGGUGUGACCACGCCUCUUUAUCUCAAGAUUUGAGGAGUUCAUUAUUUCGAUCGUUAUUACCGCCAGGCUGAUCGAGAAAGGAUGCAAUGGAUCGAAGAAGCACCCACUCCCAACGAAGACGAUGUGAGGAACCCCGUGGGGGUCAGAGUCACCUUUCUGGCCAGCAGUAUGAGAGUGCUUACCAAUGAUGAUGGCGACACACUCAGAAGACAAAACUGGUAUCUAAAGAAUAAUGGCAACUGGAGGCAGCAAGAACAACAGCAGCAGCCCGAUCAAGACGACCCGGAAGAUCCCAGGGUAGAACGUGCCCUCCACGAAGAGGAAUCUGCCUCUGUGCCACCCAAGAUUCGAGCGGCACGGAUGCUGUUUCUAGUAGCCUGCCUGGUGAUUAUUGGAGCGGCAGUGACCGUGGGUAUAAUGUGUGGUGUCGGUACCAUUUGCAAUGCCGGUAGCAAUGACAGUGAAAGUGAAACAUCCGAUCAUACUGACACGGUGAUUAUACCAGGACAAGUGAUACCACAAAGUCCCACAUCAACAGCAACUACAGCAACCACCAAUAGCCCCAGCACGGCUGUUUCAGCAGUGGAGAGUGAACCAUCAGCUGCCCCACACGAUGGGAAUACCGAGACCCAAGCACCAACUAUUUCAGAACAUUCCCCUUCAGCAGAUCCAAGCACUCCUCUUGCCAUUAUCGAUUUGCCAAUAUUUUCCCAAGAGAGCACAGGUGCGAGCAUAGGUGUUGUUGAUCUCGUAUUUGGUAGUGAAGGAGGCGGCAGCUCCGGACAGAACUCAACAUCAGCAGAGACAACAGGUAACCAAACGAUACCUGAGGGAGAUGGCUCAUCAAAUCUAUAUGAAUUUGAAACAAUCUUGGACGACUCGGAAGCAGCAACACUAGAUCCAUCCAUCGAAGAAACGCUUGUGACUGAUUUCGAGGUCACAGUCGUAGAUACAGCGUCGGGGCUACCGACUGCAGAACCAACCAUCCAACCCACGGCAGAACCAACCAAACAAGCAAAGGGAGGAAAAGAUAAAGAAGAAGACAAGGACCAACCAGAGCCAGAUUCGGCUCUCCCGCCAACAUUCUUGCCGACAUUUGAGCCUAGUGCACCACCGCAAACCGAUACACCAACCUUCAUGCCGUCACUUCCAAAGACGCCAACAACUGGACCGUUAGUCUUUGCUGAAGCCGGUACCAGAAUACCCACCGCCGAAAAUAAUGAAGAGCUACAAAUCGAGGGCCCAGCAAUGAUCUUGUCUGAUAAUGAGCUGGUAAUGCUGUCGGUGACCAUUGGGUUCACGGGAGUGCAAAUGCCAGUACCCGACUACACAGUGGCGGCAUUGUUAAAGCCUUCCUCACCCCAGUCUCGAGCUUUGCAAUGGAUGUCAGCGACCUACACAGCCAGCGACCUUGUGCGAAUGCCAGCAUGGAGGAUGCAACAAAUAUUCGCAUUGGCGGUAGUGUACUAUUCCCUAGAAGCAGACACUUGGGAAGACAUGCACAGGCAUAACUGGCUCAAUGCUUCUCUACACGAAUGCGAGUGGGCCCCUAGGACUCCUAGACCCGAUUGGAUUGGAUAUAUCCCACAAAUAUAUUGUGUCGACGAAAGUGACAGAGUCUCAAGUCUCAACUUUUACGAUGUUCCCUAUCUGGAUGGUGUCUUUCCACCAGAACUGGAGCUUUUGUCCUCUCUGGAGAGUGUGAGGUCUUCAAAGACACUCUUGGAUGGAAAGCUUGAAGCGGUGCUUCCAUGGCAACAGCUGCAGCGGUUGGAAAACUUGACGGAAAUUAGAUUAGGCAACAGCUUCUUGACUUCCACCAUACCUUUAGAGGUAUCCAGAUUGACAAAAUUGACCCACCUGGACUUUUUUGACAAUGAACUGGUUGGAACGCUUCAUAGCGAGAUUGGACUCUUACGCCGGCUGAAAGCGCUUCGAGUGCCAUACAACAAUCUAACUGGCACGAUCCCUUCGGAGCUGGGGAUGACAAAGCUUACAACGUUGGAUCUUGCAGGCAACAACUUCUCCGGAGAAAUUCCUACCGAACUUGCGCUAUUGACGGACCUGCAUGCACUGUACCUGGAGUUGAAUACACUUUCAGAAGUGUUUCCGUUUGUCCCGGAGUCUGUUUGCAAGAUCCGGUCGUUGAAGGAGCUUUGGGUCGAUUGCUACAAUGGCAAUGCCACUUGUGCAGCUGACUGCGACUGCUUUUGUUUCUCGCAAAUAGUACCAUAGACUAUGUGGAAGGUUUGUGUAUUUGAGCACGGCUAAGAUAUUUAGUCUACUAGAAAUUUUGCUGACUAGACCAAUUGGAAGCCUCAUCUCAGCGGAUGUGCAAAAAUAAGGAUACCUGGUAAUGUGACAGCUUGCCAUUAUGAUAUGAAUGCAUUGUUUGCCAACAACCAGCUGUGCUUCUGUUGAAAAAGGUAUCCCAAAUCAGCUAUUGGCAUGCUGGGUAUCCGUCUCUUUCAUGCUGCGUUGAAGUGAAGCCCUUCACUCAUUAUUCAAUCAGCUUCUGCUGGUGGGGAAGAAUGGUCGCACAAUGGCUGCUACAGCAUGAGUCUCCAGGGAGCCAUUGGCAUCUUACCUUUAGUGUGGAAAUUGACUCCAUCUGGGACAGCGGGACAGCAUUGCUUUGGAACACAUGGUCCAGAGAAAGUUGUCAUUGGAGAAGGAUAUUCCACGAACCAUUGCCAGCUUAUUGCCACCAUCAUAGUUUAACCCAGCCACAGUUUGGUGUGAGAGUGCUCAGCUGCAUCUCAUCAAAGCAACAAUUCAUAUAGGCGAUUGCUGGCUUGUGGCGUCAUGGAAGCAUCAGCAAGAGCCAUCCAAUCAUCCAACCCUACUGAGUAC
Molecule: messenger RNA, 2950 nt
Organism: Seminavis robusta
Lineage: Eukaryota; Bacillariophyta; Bacillariophyceae; Naviculales; Naviculaceae
Source: the annotation of a GenBank genome assembly